GCCCCUCUCCUUUGUUUUUUUUUUUGGUAAUCACAGUCUUCUCAAGGCUUACAAUCUGAAGACGGAAAUUUCCAGAAGGCCGGGGCCGGAGAGCAGAGAGAACAGUCAGCCCAUCCUCCUCCUCGACCCAAAUCAGCAGCUGCCCCACGCCGUCACCAAACCCUAAACCGCACCACCACCCGUGUCGGAGCCAGGCUCUUUGUGUUGUGCAUUUGCCUGGAUUUUUAACAAGCGAAAGCAUCAGUUAAGAGUAUUGGUCCAACUUCUAAGAGAAGGAUUAGAGAUGUAUCUUUGCAAAACGCUGAAAAUAUAACAGACCAAAUUUGGCCACAAGCUUCAAAGACUCCAACUUUGUAUUGCUUUAUUCGACAGCUUGAUGUCAGAUUCUAACAAUUUCUUAGCUGCUAUUCAUGUGUUAUGUUCUGGGUUCACUUCAGCCUUUGAGAAAACUCAUUCAGUUUGGUCUAAGUUGAGCUUGAAAGAUUUCAAAUAGUUUGAUUCUUGACAUGAGACACUUAUGAAUGGCGUGGAGACAGCUUACCAAAAAGGGCAUACGUGCCGGUCUAAAUACUGAUUUGACGUCAAGACUACGAAGAUAUGCAGUGGGAUUUACUUCUUUAUCUAAUGUUGAUGAUGUAGUAAAAUCAGUUUUGUGUACAGCAGAGCCCUCAUUUAAAGUUAAGUCACGAAAGCUUGUGUGUGGUGAAAUAUUGAUAAAAGACAUCCAAAUACGAUGCUAUCAUGGGAGAAAUGGGAAUGACCAGUCAUUUGGUUUAAAACCUCCGAAGAGAGAGAAGUUUGUAAAGAGGGACAAUAAGGCACAGCCUCCUGUUGAUGCUCCAUAUGUGCCUCCUAAACCACAAAGAACUACCAAGGCCAUGCCAGAUAAGACAAUUGAGAUUUUUGAAGGUAUGACAAUUGAUGAACUUGCCAAGCACACUGGACAGUCAAUAUCUACUCUGCAAACCAUUCUUACAAAUGUUGGGGAAAAGGUUGGCUCGGAGUUUGAUACUCUCAGCGUCGACAUUGCAGAGCUGGUUGCAAUGGAAGUUGGGGUCAAUGUGAGGAGGCUGCACUCCAAUGAAGGUACAGAAAUUCUACCACGACCUCCAGUUGUAACUGUCAUGGGCCAUGUUGACCAUGGGAAAACUUCACUUUUGGAUGCUCUACGUCAGACAUCUGUGGCUGCCAAAGAAGCUGGAGGGAUUACUCAGCAUGUUGGUGCUUUUGUUGUUGGCAUGACAUCUGGAGCGUCAAUUACAUUUCUUGACACCCCUGGUCAUGCAGCAUUUAGUGCGAUGCGAGCUAGAGGGGCUGCCGUUACAGAUAUAGUUGUGCUUGUUGUAGCUGCUGAUGAUGGGGUGAUGCCUCAGACUCUUGAAGCCAUGGCCCAUGCAAAGGCAGCUACAGUACCAAUUGUUGUUGCAAUUAAUAAAUGUGAUAAACCAGCUGCUAAUGCAGAAAAAGUAAGACUCCAGCUUGCGUCGGAGGGCUUGCUGCUAGAGGAUAUGGGUGGGGAUGUUCAGGUUGUUGAGGUUUCAGCUAUGAAGAAGACUGGAUUAGAUAACUUGGAGGAGGCGUUGCUUCUCCAGGCUGAGAUGAUGGAUCUGAAAGCUCGUAUUGAUGGACCGGCCCAAGCUUAUGUGGUGGAAGCAAGACUUGAUAGGGGAAAGGGUCCAUUGGUUACUGCGAUAGUGAAAGCAGGAACUUUAAUUUGUGGGAAAUAUGUCGUCGUGGGCUCCGAGUGGGGUAGAAUAAGGGCUAUUCGGGACAUGGCAGGGAAGUCGACAGAGCGGGCAACACCUGCGAUGCCAGUUGAGAUUGAAGGCCUGAAGGGACUUCCAAGGGCUGGAGAUGAUAUCAUUGUUGUGGAAUCUGAGGAGCGAGCUAGAAUGCUUAGUGCAGGGAGGAAGAGGAAGUUCGAGAAAGAUAGACUCAUGAAAAUUCUGGAUGGAAGGGUAGAAGAUUCAGAAACAGAACCAUCAGAUGAGGCGCCUAAGCGGGUUGAAUUGCCAAUAAUAGUAAAAGGGGAUGUGCAGGGUACUGUCCAAGCUGUUACAGAUGCAUUAGGGAGUUUAAAUAGUCCUCAGGUUUUUGUGAAUGUGGUACAUGUUGGUGUUGGGUCACUAUCUCAGUCUGAUGUGGACAUGGCACAAGCCUGUGGUGCAUGUAUUAUUGGAUUUAACAUCAAGGCUCCACCCAGUUCCAUCAGUUUGGCUGCGUCUCGAGCCAAUAUCAAGAUAAUGCAACACCGUGUGAUCUAUCAUCUUCUGGAGGACAUUGGGAACUUUAUAGUUAAGAAGGCCCCUGGGACUACUGAGACCAAGGUUGCUGGGGAAGCCGAGGUUCUUAGUAUUUUUGAGCUCAAAGGAAGGAGCAAGUCUAAGGGACCUGAUGUGAAGAUUGCCGGAUGCCGGGUGGUUGAUGGUUUUGUCACUAAAUCAGCAACCCUAAGGCUUCUUAGGAGUGGAGAAGUUAUAUUUGAGGGAUCAUGUGAAUCGCUUAAGCGGGAGAAACAGGAUGUGGACACGGUAAAGAAGGGGAAUGAGUGUGGACUGGUGAUCCAAAAUUGCUAUGAUUUCCAGGUUGGUGACAUGGUCCAGUGCUUGCAGCAAGUUAUAAGGAAGCCCAAAUUCAUUUCAUCGGAGAGUGGUGCUGUUCGAAUAGAGUGUUGAAUUGUUGAUUAUUUUCUCGAUAGUAAUAUGCUGAAGUAAACGACCUGAAGUUUUGAUUGUUUGCCUGGCAUCUCAGCAAGUAGAUGAAAUUCUUGUACCAUUACAGUCCAUAAAACGUUGGAUUUAUGUGGAGCUCAUUUUGUCAUCCAACUACAUUCUGGAGCAGCUUAGAAACCCUAAACCUUAUUUUAUGUAGGCACCAAUUUUGGAGACCGCAGUGGAUUCAUUUGUUUAGGAACAUCACACUAAUCAUUCUGUUGUACCAUUGAGAAACUGCUGAUUAUAAAUGCAACAAGAACGCUAGGGUCACCAUGUCUAAUACUCCAAGUAGCAGGGACUAGUUGCUGAGCCUGCGCGUUGCAGCGGGGUAUUUUUUUGUUUUGCCUCAAUUGUUUGGCUUGUGUGAGAUUAUAAACAGUACAAAAACUACAUCGGGAAAGUAGGAAAUAUAACUGACA
Messenger RNA from Rosa chinensis, 3133 nucleotides. RefSeq names its product translation initiation factor IF-2. The record is from RefSeq and is a predicted model, not a curated record. The coding region runs from base 522 to 2675 and encodes 717 amino acids. Gene Ontology annotation, biological process: translational initiation. Gene Ontology annotation, molecular function: GTPase activity; GTP binding; translation initiation factor activity. The transcript is spliced from 10 exons. Lineage: Eukaryota; Viridiplantae; Streptophyta; Magnoliopsida; Rosales; Rosaceae.